Molecule: messenger RNA, 2934 nt
Organism: Spodoptera frugiperda (fall armyworm)
Lineage: Eukaryota; Metazoa; Arthropoda; Insecta; Lepidoptera; Noctuidae
Gene: nito
Product: RNA-binding protein spenito
Exons: 2
Coding region: 210-2459 (749 amino acids)
Biological process (GO): regulation of alternative mRNA splicing, via spliceosome
Cellular component (GO): nucleus
Molecular function (GO): mRNA binding
Source: RefSeq, a predicted model, not a curated record
AUUUAAUCAUUCAUUCAUAUUUCGUCGCGCGAUGCGUACGUAAGUGACUCAGCCGUCGAAAAUUUUAGUUACUUUUACCUUUUGUGUUAAUAUAAUUAAUUGAAAACUGUGAUUAUUGACUAUUACUUUGUGCAGAGUGGAGUUGUACAGUGAACUGUGAGACAAGUUGCUUAUUUCGUUGUGAUAGUGGUUCGUCGAACUGAGCUUUCAUGAUUGGAUUACCGCGUAGCGAUAGAGAUAGAGAUCGAAUAACGGUGAAAAUUCGUAACAUGAAGAGGAGUUCGUCCAGGGAUAGUAUGCCGCGAUCGAAGAGAACACGCAGUAGUAUAGGCAGGUAUGACGACAGCUCCGACGAGCGCGUCACUCCUGAACGGGUGCGCCGUCGGGUCCGCUCGCCGAGCCCCCGGGGGCGUUAUGUGUCGCCCCAUCGCGAUGACUAUGUGAGGUCCCGUGACGUCAGAGAGGAUUCCGUUCGACCCUAUUACAAAGUUUUAUGUGUCAGUGCUCUUCACCCAAAAGCUUCAGACGAAAUCGUGAAAGAUACUCUUUACAGAGAAUAUAAGAAGUUUGGAGACUUCAGCAUUAAAAUUUCCCACGAAUUAGACGAGAGAGUUGCUUAUGUGUGCUUCCGUAGUGCUGAAGAUGCCAGAGAUGCUAAACAUGCGAAGCCAAGGAUUAUUUUAUAUGAUAAAGUGGCUAUUGUUGACCCUGUUUAUGAACCAGUUCGCGCCGAAUACAGAAGCCGACCAAGAAGCAUAACACCACCUGAUUAUGAGCGACCUUAUUCUUACGCUUGGUCUCCAGUGCCUGAAAGACGUAGACCUCCUCCAGAUGAUAGGGCCUAUGGUAUACCUCCAACUGUUCCUCCUCAUCACAGAGAUUUUCGGCCUCCCAUGCAUGAGUACCCUAUGGCUGGGCCUCAUGGUCCCCCAAUGCAUCACAGACCACCCAUGCAUCACCCACCACACCCUCAUUACAUGCCUCGCCCAUACAUGCCCCGCCCCCAUCACCCACCUUUUGAGAAAAUUGAGAAUAAAAAAGACAAAUUUCCCAAUUACUUGCACCAUGUCCAGCCAGAAGAUGAUCCAUUGGCUACUAGAACUCUCUUUGCUGGUAACUUGGAGAUAAACAUUUCAGAUGAAGAGCUACGGCGCAUCUUUGGGCGCUAUGGUAUAGUGGAGGACAUAGAUAUAAAACGCCCACCACCAGGUACUGGGAAUGCUUUUGCAUUUGUCCGCUAUCAAACUUUGGACAUGGCCCACAGGGCUAAAGUAGAACUUUCUGGCCAGUAUAUUGGCAAAUUCCAAUGUAAAAUAGGAUAUGGCAAGGCAACUCCUACUACCCGUGUAUGGGUAGGUGGACUAGGUCCUUGGACAUCUGUUGCUCAGUUGGAGAGGGAAUUUGAUAGAUUUGGAGCUAUUAAAAAAAUAGAAUAUGCUAAAGGAGAACCUCAUGCUUACAUUUUGUAUGAUUCAAUUGAUGCAGCCCAGGCUGCUGUAAAAGAGAUGAGAGGUUUUCCACUAGGUGGUCCAGAAAGACGUUUGCGAAUUGAUUUUGCUGAUGUUGGCACUGGAGGCCCUUACAGACCAAAGCCUUAUGCACCACCUGUUGGUGAGGAUGGUAGACCUGUAGAAGGUUAUGAAGGAUAUGAAGGUUGGGAAGAAGGUUAUGCUUAUGGAACCCCUGGAUACAGAGGCAGAGGUGGCCAUCGAGGUCGAGGGCGCGGAAUGUACCGAGGAGUUUAUCAUGGUUCAGGGGAUUAUCGUGAAGAAGAGUGGAGGCGUGCACCAGCCGAUGCAGAAUAUGAAGGACGUGUUCGACGUUCCGGAUCGCGGGAACCGGGCGUGGAUCGCUCGCGGUCACGUACGCCACGGCGUCGGUCUCCCGACAGUGACUCGGAUGGAUCCCCACGUCGUAGUGGUGGAAUGCUAGCAUCGGCUCGUACUUUACCAGAAGUUGUACGCAAGGCCACUACUAUAUGGAAUGGUGCACUGAUCUUAAAGAAUUCCUUAUUCCCUACUAAGUUCCACUUGACUGAUGGUGAUUCUGAGAUAAUUGAUAGUCUGAUGAAAGAUGAAGAUGGCAAAAAUCAGUUAAGAAUCACACAAAGAUUACGUUUGGAUCAACCAAAGCUAGAUGAUGUUCAGAAACGCAUUGCAACAUCCAGUUCACAUGCUAUAUUCUUGGGAGUGGCAGGGUCUACAGCUUCUGUUACAAAUGAAGAUGCAAGCAUUCAGACUAGACCUAUGAGGAACUUGGUCUCCUACUUAAAACAGAAAGAAGCAGCAGGUGUGAUUUCCUUGCUUAACAAAGAAACAGAGGCAACAGGGGUGUUGUAUUCCUUCCCACCUUGUGAAUUCUCUACAGAACUUCUCAAGAGGACAUGUCACAACCUUACUGAGGAAAGUCUAAAGGAAGAUCAUUUGGUGAUAGUAGUAGUGAGGGGUGGGUCAGCCUAGUAUGAACUUCUGAGCUCCCAAACUGGGCAGGUCACAACUUGACCAAUGAGUUCAAUGGGAGAUCAGUAACAAUGGCGGUGACGGGACACUAAUACCUAAUAUGAACUCUACUAGAUUUACACAUUUUGAGUUUACAUAACUAGACUAAGUUCUUUUUUAAAAAUUUCUUGUCUUCAAUCUUCAUGUAACAAUAUGUAUACUUGUGAUGUGUAGUGAUGUGAGGUGUUGUUAAUCAAAAUUGUGAGUUUCACAUUACUUGUGCAAGUGCUGUGUUAGCCUUGUAGUGACAGCAAUAAUGUUGUUAUUGCUAAUAAAUGUAGAUACAACUAUAGUUUUGCUAGUAUUAGCAAAUAUUCAUUUUGAACAUUAAGUGUAUAUUUAUUAUGGACAAAGUUAUAGUGUAUUCUUUAUUCAGUGUAUGUUAGGUGAUGUGUAGUGUAAGUGUGUGAACUUGCAAAUAGAAUAUUUCAUCUUA